Molecule: messenger RNA, 651 nt
Organism: Aspergillus alliaceus
Lineage: Eukaryota; Fungi; Ascomycota; Eurotiomycetes; Eurotiales; Aspergillaceae
Exons: 4
Coding region: 169-405 (78 amino acids)
Biological process (GO): chromosome segregation; kinetochore assembly; mitotic cell cycle
Cellular component (GO): nucleoplasm; kinetochore
Molecular function (GO): protein heterodimerization activity
Source: RefSeq, a predicted model, not a curated record
CCUUAUUACCACCACCCACACUGUUAGUAAAAUGUUACAUAAACAUGCCAAGCCGAAGCUUAUCAAAAUGAUGAAUUGUUAUGGUGAUCCACUAACUUUGCCAGAGCAUCAUCUCCUUUGCCGCCUGUUUCAUAUAUACUUGGCCUCUCUUCGACAUUACCAGUAACGAUGGCCGCCACGCAAAAGCUUUAUCCACGCGGAACGGUGAAGCGCAUUAUCAAAGCUCAGUCAAAUCGGAACGUGAGCAAGAAUGCCGAUAUACUCAUCUUCCUAGACUAUAUGCUCUUCAUGCAAGAGUUGAUGCGUGAAGCAUCAAUUCGCUCGCGGAAAGCAGGUGAAAAGAGCGUUAGCCCAAAUUCUAUCCGAAAGGUGACUGAGAGAACACUACGCAAGUUCAAGGGUUGAUCGGACGGUGUCAUUUCAUACCGCAUACAUGUUCCUGAAAUCCUUACGAAAAUCUAUACGAAGUAGGCGGUAGAUUCUACAGGACACCAUGACUGGACUACAAUUUUUUUUUUAUUUUGUUUUGGCGUUGAAUAUGGGUAAAGUGUUUUGGCGCGUGGAUCACUCUUGCACCGUCAGGACUGGAAUGUUACUUAGUCUAUGAUACCCCAUUGUAUUUGUUUUAAGAAUACCACAAAAGGUCCUCCC